AUGUGCGCGAACAUGAGUGUACUUCAGGGAAGACAUUUAGGAAUUAUGACCCUUACGAGCAGCCCGUGUGAGCUAGACAACAUGAGCUUGUUUCAAGACUUCAAGUUGAAAAGGAGAAAGGUCGACUCUCGAUGUAGUAGCGACGACUCGCCAGUAUCAUUCGGAUCAGCAGGCUCACCAUCAGGGAUCCAGGCAUCGGACGCGCCCUCACCCAUAACAUUUCCUGCUUCAGGGGAUAGCAUAGCAGACACAUCAACAUCCCCGGAUGUGCCAACGAUGCCAGGUUCCUCAGGCUGUACAGUGGUAAAAGUAAAGAGUGAAUUCCUACGAGGUAGUCCAAGUCCAGUUGGCCGUCAACUAAGUCACCAUCCUCAAGAGAGUAGAGGAGAGACAGCAUCACCAGACUCAGUGUUCCCCGAGCCUUCCCAACGUGACAUAAUGUCGACAAGGAUAAGCGAUGAGAGUAGAUCGUUCACACCAGCGCCAACGAGUCCCGAGCACUCGGCGGUAUCAACAACCCCAGCCCACGACCAAUCAAGAAGUCGAUGUGGCAGUCCAGAGAGAUCAGAUCUAUCCUCAGGCCAAGCGAAACUAGAAUCCGACAAUUCCGUCUUCGACGGCGGUGGAGGCGAUGAAAGACGUGAUAUCACCAGUCAGCCAAGCCCAUCAUCACAGUACAACAUCAAUCAGGCACACAGUCCAAGUAGCAAUUCAUCACACAGUAGCAAUCAACAACCCCCAACACCACCAAGAUCCAGAGCACCAUCAGUACCUGCUCAUCUACUUGCCCACCAUCAGUUCUGGUCAAAUUCACAGGGUUUCGCUGCGCAGAGAUUACUCAACGGAGUAAUCAGCAGUGCCGUUGGAUACGGACAGAACAUGGGAGGCAAUGGGGGUAACGGAAGCAAUGGCAGUAAUAAUCAGGGGAAUGGUGGAAGUAUGUCCAGUGGUAGUACUGCAUCUGCUUCGCCAUCAAGUGAAGGAAUGAAGCCUCCGGCCCAACGAGCGGCGCCUUCGGCCCCCAGACCGCCUCCCACAGUGAUAAUGGGUGAGGUGGGUGGUGUCAGGACCAUGAUAUGGUCAGCACCAGCAAUGGAGCCAGUUCCCCCGCCCGCUGCAUCCUGGACGACGACAGCGUCUUCAGCCUCCUGCUCCUCGUCCGAGGAAUCAGCAGCGCAACUGCUGCUGAACCUCGGACAGGAGUCCAGGGGGAAGCCCCCCUGUGUCUCCUACGCGUCAGGUCCUCCCUUGAACAUGGAGAGACUCUGGGCGGGGGAUCUGAGUCAACUGCCUGCUGCUCAGCAGAUGCAGGCGCUGAAUCUUACUGCUUCGGGGUCAAGUCCAAAUCAGCCUUGGGUGAGGAAUGGUGGAGCUGUCAAGUCUGAAGCUUCCUCGCAGUCGUUACAGCCUAUAGCACCCACUCCACCCUCCAUACCACUGCAGGAGCAUGAGGAGGACGAGACACCCAUGAUAUGCAUGAUCUGUGAGGACAAGGCCACUGGACUUCAUUAUGGGAUCAUCACGUGUGAAGGGUGCAAAGGCUUCUUCAAAAGGACAGUGCAAAACCGAAGGGUGUACACGUGUGUGGCUGAUGGUGUUUGUGAGAUAACGAAAGCCCAGAGGAAUAGGUGUCAGUAUUGCCGGUUUAAGAAGUGUAUAGAACAGGGUAUGGUGCUUCAGGCUGUACGGGAGGAUCGUAUGCCCGGUGGCAGGAACUCCGGGGCGGUUUACAACCUCUACAAAGUAAAAUACAAGAAGCACAAAAAGGCGAAUAAGGCGAAUGUGGGUGGUGGCAAUGCUGGGGGUGGUGUUAAUGGAUCCGGACAACUCGGGGGUAACAAGGGUACGGCUGUGGCGACGACGAUGCUGGACAAGCACAUGGCGGCGGCAGCAGCAGCGGCCGCCGCUGCUGCCCACCACAAUCAGCAACAGCACACACCAAUGGGGGGAUCAUUCCUCCAUCACCAUAAGAUCUCAGCGGAUCCUCAUAACACACAGCCCACACCCAGUCACCCCAGUCAUCCCUCCCACACCGGCCACCUCGUUAAUGGAACGAUACUCAAGACAGCACUUACGAAUCCGUCAGAGGUGGUACACUUAAGGCAGAGACUCGACAAUGCUGUCAGCAGCUCGAGAGAUCGGGCAUUUCCUCUCGAAGCAACCCUAGCAAUGAUUCAGACACUUAUAGACUGCGAUGAGUUCCAGGAUAUUGCUACGUUACGAAAUCUGGAUGAACUACUGGACCAUAAAUCAGACUUAAGCGACAAAUUAUGUCAAAUAGGUGACAGUAUAGUAUACAAGUUGGUGCAGUGGACCAAGAGGCUACCUUUCUACCUUGAAUUACCGGUUGAGGUACACACGAGGCUGCUAACACACAAAUGGCAUGAACUACUUGUCCUUACCACCUCUGCCUAUCAGGCAAUGCACAGUCAGCACAAGUUAACCAAUUCGUCAGAUGGUACUGGUGCUGAUUUUAUGCAGGAGGUAUCGAACAACAUGUGCACACUGCAGGCCUGCCUAACGAGCAUGAUGGGCAGGCCCAUUACGAUGGAGCAGUUGAGACAGGACGUCGGACCCAUGGUGGAGAAGAUAACUUACGUCACCCUCAUGUUCAGGAGAGUUAAACUGAGGAUGGAGGAGUAUGUCUGUCUCAAAGUCAUCACUAUGCUUUCACAAGCACGAGGAGGUACAAUGGAGUUAGAGCAAAUACAGGAUCGUUAUAUGAGUUGUUUACGAAGUUUUGUGGAGCACAGUGCGCCCCAGCAACCAGGUCGGUUCCACGAUCUUCUCCUGAGAUUGCCCGAAGUGCAAUCAGCAGCGACUCUUCUCCUCGAGAGCAAAAUGUUCUACGUUCCUUUCCUCCUGAACUCAGCAAUUCAAAGAUAGUAGCUAAAAUCCCCCCCCAAACCGAAUCCAAUCGACGAAAAAGCGUAAUAUGAUGGGCGAUAAACCCAUCGAUAACUGCCCCUGGGUGUCAGGCAAAGACUUUCAUGUAUAUAUAUACAUAUAUAAUAAACAAUAUAAAUGUGUUUUUCGUUGACGUGUACAAAACUAAGGAAAAAAAAACACAAAAAACUAUUGAGAAUGUGAAAAAUAAUAAUAAUGAUAACUAAAAAUAACUAAGAUGAAUAAGAUGAAGGAGAUGAGGAGAUAAAG
This is a messenger RNA of Diachasma alloeum, 3156 nucleotides long. RefSeq names its product hormone receptor 4 (gene Hr4). Gene Ontology annotation, molecular function: sequence-specific DNA binding; zinc ion binding; DNA-binding transcription factor activity. Bases 1 to 2886 code for a protein of 961 amino acids. NCBI's taxonomy places the organism in Eukaryota, Metazoa, Arthropoda, Insecta, Hymenoptera, Braconidae. Gene Ontology annotation, biological process: regulation of DNA-templated transcription. The transcript has 11 exons. The record is from RefSeq and is a predicted model, not a curated record.